AUGGCGACGGGUGGAGCACCAUUUGACGCGCUAUCGUCACUGGACCCCGAGACCUUCGCCGGGGAGUCGCGCGCCGUAAUCAACUUCCUCGCCGACUACUACCGCGACGUCGAGACGUAUCCGGUCCAGCCCCAGGCCAUGCCAGGGUGCCUCCGCGCGCUUCUGCCCGACGCGCCGCCCGAAAACGGUGAGCCGAUGGACGUGAUACUGGAGGAGGUACGCACUCACAUCGUCCCGGCACUGACCCACUGGCAGAGCCCCAAGUUCUUCGGCUACUUCCCCAUGAACGCGAGCACGGGCGGGUUCGCCGGCGAGAUGCUCUCCACCGGGCUCAACAUUGUGCCGUUCAUGCGGGUCGCUUCGCCGGCCGCGACCGAGCUCGAGAGCGCCGUGGUGGACUGGAUGGGCAAGCUGGCGGGCCUCCCGGACCGCUUCCUCUUCUCCGCCGCCGGCGGCGGCGUGCUGCACGGGAGCACCUGCGAGGCCGUGGUGUGCACGCUCGCGGCCGCGCGCGAUCGCGCGCUGAGCAGGCUCGGCCACGAGGGCAUCCUGAGGCUGGUGGUCUACGCCUCGGACCAGAGCCACUGCACGUUCCAGAAGGGCGCGAGGAUCGUGGGGAUCACUCGGUCCAACUUCCGCGUCAUCCCAACGUCGGCGUCGUCGGGCUACGGCCUCACCUCGGACAGCGUCCGCGACGCCGUGGAGGCCGACGUGGCCAGCGGGCUCGUGCCGCUGUACCUGUGCGCCACGGUCGGCACCACCGGGCUCGGCGCGGUCGACCCGGUGCGGGACCUCGGCGAGCUGGCGCGGAGACACGGCAUGUGGCUGCACGUCGACGCCGCGUACGCCGGCAGCGUGGAGUACAUAACACUCUUCGACCCUUGA
Triticum urartu is the source of this 885-nucleotide messenger RNA. RefSeq names its product tyrosine decarboxylase 1-like. The record is from RefSeq and is a predicted model, not a curated record. NCBI's taxonomy places the organism in Eukaryota, Viridiplantae, Streptophyta, Magnoliopsida, Poales, Poaceae. Gene Ontology annotation, biological process: amino acid metabolic process; carboxylic acid metabolic process. Gene Ontology annotation, molecular function: pyridoxal phosphate binding; carboxy-lyase activity. Gene Ontology annotation, cellular component: cytoplasm.